This is a messenger RNA of Syngnathus acus (greater pipefish), 2293 nucleotides long. It is a transcript of the gene det1, whose product is annotated as DET1 partner of COP1 E3 ubiquitin ligase. Gene Ontology annotation, cellular component: cullin-RING ubiquitin ligase complex; nucleus. Gene Ontology annotation, molecular function: ubiquitin-like ligase-substrate adaptor activity; ubiquitin protein ligase binding. The coding region runs from base 313 to 1965 and encodes 550 amino acids. The transcript is spliced from 9 exons. Gene Ontology annotation, biological process: protein ubiquitination; positive regulation of proteasomal ubiquitin-dependent protein catabolic process. The record is from RefSeq and is a predicted model, not a curated record. Lineage: Eukaryota; Metazoa; Chordata; Actinopteri; Syngnathiformes; Syngnathidae.
UUCUUCCGUUUCCUUUUGUUUCAAGCGUAUCAACAUAACAAACAGCGUUUCUCUACCUUCUCUGCAAAAAGUCCGAUUCAGGAGGAAUGCGCUCUAAUGUGAGACUUUUGUGUUUUACUCCGUUAUACUUUUAUCACUGCAAUGUUGAGUUUCCUCGGUGGCACGCUGGAAAGUGUUUGGUUCGUUAGCUAAACUUUGCAGUUCCCAACUGACUGAACUGCAGAAGAUGCCAACAGGACAAGCUAGCUGGGCAAUAAUGUAGUGGUUCAGCUCCGCUACCUAAUAGGCAGAGCUUUGAGGCAAUACUGGUUGAUGAUGGAUGAAGACAUUCCCACCAUUAAGCCCAGACGAAUCCAGAAUCAAAAUGUGGUCUAUCGGCUUGAGAAGCGUCGGAUCUGUUCGGGCCGUUCGGGUGCUCACUGGUACGGAGUACGCUGCUUCCACCAGAACCUGUUUCCCAACUUUACGGUGGUCAACGUGGAAAAGCCGCCCUGUUUCCUGAGGAAGUUCUCACCUGAUGGACGCUGUUUCAUCGCCUUCUCAUCUGACCAGACGUCUCUAGAGAUUUAUGAAUACCAAGGCUGCCAAGCUGCCCAGGACUUGCUGAGAGGCCAGGAGAGUGAAACUCUUUUAACAGCCAAUGACCAGCGCUCCCUCAACAUCCGAGGCCGCCUAUUUGAACGUUUUUUCUCCUUGCUCCACGUGACCAAUGUGGCGUCGAAUGGAGAGCACCUCAACCGCGAAUGUAGCCUCUUCACUGACGACUGCCGCUAUGUCAUUGUUGGCUCAGCUGUGUAUGUCCCCGAGGAGCCACAACCGUACUUCUUUGAGGUUUAUCGCAACAACGAAUCUGUGACUCCGAACCCUCGGUCCCCUUUGGAGGACUAUUCCCUCCACAUCAUCGACCUCCAUACGGGCAGACUGUGUGAUACCAGGUCCUUUAAAUUUGACAAGAUCAUCCUGUCCCACAAUCAGGGCCUCUACCUCUACAGAAACAUUCUGGCCGUGUUGUCGGUCCAGCAGCAGACCAUACAUGUUUUUCAGGUGACGCCAGAGGGAACAUUUCUGGAUGUUAGGACCAUAGGACGGUUUUGUUAUGAAGAUGACCUCCUGACUCUUUUGACUGUUUAUUCUGAGUCUGAGAGCCAGCCGGGCAUCCCGCGUCUCUACACAGACAAAACAAUCAACUCUCUUAAGCACAGGCUACUGGUCUACCUGUGGAGAAGGGCUGAACAGGAUGGCAGUGCUACGGCCAAGAGGAGAUUUUUCCAGUUUUUCGAUCAGCUAAGGAGACUGAGGAUGUGGAAGAUGCAGUUGCUGGAUGAGCAUCAUCUCUUGAUUAAAUAUACAAGUGAAGACGUGGUUACGCUCAGGGUCACAGACCCUUCACAGCCGUCUUUCUUUGCCGUGUACAACAUGGUAUCGACAGAGGUUCUGGCCGUCUUUGAGAACACUUCCGAUCAGCUGCUGGAGCUGUUUGAAAAUUUCUGCGACUUAUUCAGGAAUGCCACGCUGCACAGCCAGGCUGUCCAAUUCCCCUGUUCCGCUUCGUCCAAUAACUACGCUCGCCAAGUCCAAAGAAGAUUCAAAGACACCAUCGUGCAUGCCAAACAUGGCGGCCAUACAGAGGCGGUCCGCCGGCUGUUGGGUCAGUUGCCCAUUAGUGCGCAGUCCUACAGCAGUAGCCCUUACCUAGACCUGUCGCUAUUCAGCUACGAUGACAAGUGGGUGUCCGUGAUGGAGAGGCCCAAGACCUGUGGAGACCACCCAAUCAGGUUCUAUGCACGUGACUCUGGCCUCCUGAAAUUUAAGAUCCAGGCGGGCUUGCUCGGACGGCCGGUCAACCACUCUGUGCGGCGUUUGGUCGCUUUCACCUUCCACCCUUUCGAACCUUUUGCCAUUUCUGUCCAGCGCACGAAUGCGGAGUAUGUGGUCAACUUCCACAUGAGGCAUGUUUAUGCGUGAAGAGCUUUUAUUUGUGGGUACUGGAGACUCUUGGUAAGUUGGCGUUUUCUGAGCUCCUUUGCCUCCUCCACCCCAGCCAAGAGACACUUUUAAAUGGGAAACGCUGACUACUGAUGGAUUUGUGCAAGAGAGUAGUUACCUGGAUUUUCAAGGAGGAAACCAAUGGUUGUUUACUCAGAAAUUGCACACUAGGUUGUACCGCAAUCACCUGUCAUUUUCUAAUAUGGUUAAAAGGCAUUUUAGACUUUUUUUUUUUUUAUUUUGGUCUGUUUUAGUGAGCACAUAAUUUGUGUAUAUUUUACAAUAAAAUGAACAAUUUGUUUGUUUA